AUGGCUAAACAACUUACAAAAAGUAUGGAUGAAAAAGUUGAUAGUAGAAUUCGUAGUACCUUUCAAGACCCAAGGAACCGUAAUACCGUUCGGUCCCACGGGAAGGAUGGUGACCCCACCUCGCUGUCGAUCAAUAUUAAUCAUAACAGUGUGGGACGCGGUAUGUCUUUUAUGGACGUACUACGUACUGAGUCAACUUCAGCUUUUCAGAAAGAAGAAUUUUCAAGUCAAAAAAGUAUUCCUUCUCGAGAAAUUGGCUCUUUUGGCCGACAAGUUAACUAUGAUGGAAACAGUUGUGGAAGGUCUCCCGACCACAAUAAACAUAACGAUUUCAACAAAAAAAUCUCGAAAGAAGAAUUGUCAGAAACGACGGAAAAUGAAGAUCAUAAAAUUCAUGUUCGGGGCCUCGAUCCGUACUGGGAAGAUAGGAAGGACACUAAACGGACAACAAAGAAACCAAAUGGGGGCGAUAAUAUUCCAAAACAACAAGACGGCAGCAGAAUCGAGAGUAAAAAUGUUCCCAGCAUUGAAAUGGUGUCAGAAGAAUAUUGUCCUAACAAAGUGCGAAUCGAUGAAAUGCAGUCAUCCUUGGGGAAACUGUGCCGAAUCGGAACCUUGGAGGGCACUACAUGGACGACAGAAAUUCAGAAAAAAUCCUGUACAUUUGUACACCCGGACGAUUUUGAUAAGGAAUCAGAGGAUCGUACCUCCUUGUCUCAAGUGCCAAUGGGUGGCGAAGUUGAUGAAUUGCAUGGGGGUGAAAAAAAUCUAAUGAUAGUUGAAAAGAUCGCAUGUGAAUUUGAUCGCUCCCGUGUUGCAUCUUCUAUCGGUAUUGAAAUCCAGAAUGAAAGACCUCCAGAAGAUCUUGUUGAUUAUAUGGAAUAUGUUAAAUGGUAUGGUUUCGAUCAUAUCAUCAUCAUUGGGGAGGUUUAUUGUGGACUCCUUUUUCUGGACUGUUACGGUCGUGUAUUUAAAUGGGAUUUUAUGGAACUUUUGUUAUGGCCACUCGGGGAUUAUUUGAAAGAUUCUCGUUUUAGACUAGGCGUGCCAUGGGGGGUAGCAGUGGGAUGCAAUGCAACUGAUGGUGUUGUAUUUGAGGUCAAACGUUAA
Molecule: messenger RNA, 1110 nt
Organism: Funneliformis geosporum
Lineage: Eukaryota; Fungi; Glomeromycota; Glomeromycetes; Glomerales; Glomeraceae
Source: the annotation of a GenBank genome assembly